AUUGUUGUUCUUUCAUACAAAUAUAAUGUCUGCUGCUGUUAACCCUAAGGCUUUCCCUCUCGCUGACGCUGCUUUGACCAGCACCAUUCUUGACUUAGUUCAACAAGCUUCUCAUUACAAGCAACUCAAGAAGGGUGCUAACGAAGCCACCAAGACCCUUAACAGAGGUAUUUCCGAAUUCAUUAUCAUGGCUGCUGAUACUGAACCUUUGGAAAUCCUCCUUCACCUUCCUCUUUUGUGUGAAGACAAGAACGUUCCUUACGUCUUUGUUCCUUCCAAGACUGCCUUGGGUCGUGCUUGUGGUGUUUCUCGUUCCGUUAUCUCUGCUUCCAUUACCACCAACGAAGCUUCUGACUUGAAGCCUCAAAUUUUGAACAUCAAGACUCAAAUUGAAAAGCUCCUCAUCUAAGUUAUCAUCAUCAUCGUUGCAUCUAAAUAAUAUUUUUUUUCUUAAUGAUCAUCGUUGGUGCUGAGGGCGUUUUUUAUUACUUAUAUUAUUUUGACUUAUUGUUCAAAUGAUGCACUGGCAGUGAAAGAAAAGCUUUAUUUUAAUUAUAUUCCUUGUACAAUCUGUCAAUGUGUAAAUAAGCAUUCAAAAUAAACAAUUCGUUUCAAAUAAUCAA
Molecule: messenger RNA, 623 nt
Organism: Gilbertella persicaria
Lineage: Eukaryota; Fungi; Mucoromycota; Mucoromycetes; Mucorales; Choanephoraceae
Product: ribonucleoprotein-associated protein
Exons: 3
Coding region: 26-409 (127 amino acids)
Biological process (GO): maturation of SSU-rRNA; mRNA splicing, via spliceosome; ribosome biogenesis
Cellular component (GO): small-subunit processome; box C/D methylation guide snoRNP complex; nucleolus
Molecular function (GO): RNA binding
Source: RefSeq, a predicted model, not a curated record